Messenger RNA from Hydractinia symbiolongicarpus, 2756 nucleotides. Its product is annotated as short transient receptor potential channel 4-like. The transcript has 10 exons. Gene Ontology annotation, cellular component: membrane; cation channel complex. Gene Ontology annotation, biological process: regulation of cytosolic calcium ion concentration; manganese ion transport; calcium ion transmembrane transport. The coding region runs from base 381 to 2555 and encodes 724 amino acids. The record is from RefSeq and is a predicted model, not a curated record. Gene Ontology annotation, molecular function: inositol 1,4,5 trisphosphate binding; store-operated calcium channel activity. NCBI's taxonomy places the organism in Eukaryota, Metazoa, Cnidaria, Hydrozoa, Anthoathecata, Hydractiniidae.
UAUUCUGAACACAUUCUUAUACAAGUGUAUUGUACAUGUGCAUGAAGUCAUUGCAAACUUGUUAGAAGAUCUGGACACAAAUAUUGACAUGGUAAAUACAGAAGGCAACAUGUUUAAUGUUGAUGUUUCUAUAGCCUAGAUAUGCAGUUAGAAACACAAAAAAGCUUGAUAAUAAUAAUUCGUCCGUCCGUCCGUCCGUCCGUCUGUCCGUCUGUCUGUCUGUCUGUCUGUCUGUCACGCAAAAUGGUAGCUUAGCUGCGCAGGUAGCGAGACGCACGCAAUGCGGUAUAAAAAGGACGGGCGAACCCGUGGAUUUUUCCACGUGCUAACGACUAGUAGUAGAAAAAUGUAUUAAUGUUUUUUUUAGACAACUAAAUAUAAUGACGGCUGAUAUAACGACGAUUAAAACUGAAAUUGAUUUUUUGUUAUGUGAAGCCGUCCAUCGGGAUUGUUACGAUGCUGUAUCUCUACUACUUGAUUUCAUAACAGGUAAAGACGACAGUAACCAGUUAACUGAAACAAACUGCAACCAGUGUAGUGUGCUAACUGGAACAGACAGAAAUAAAGUUUUUGUAAAAAGUGAAUUCUGUGAUUUUCAAGAACAUGCAGUAAGCAAAGCGUUGAUAAAUUCCGCGCAACAUGGCAACUUUCAAAUUUUAAAAUUAUUUUUAUCAAAUGGCUUUGGUAUUUCAGAACCGCAUGAUUUUGGCUGUCUUUGUUCCGUGUGCUCAGUUGAUAGGUUGGGACAAUCAAAACGACGUAUAGAACAUUUAAAAGCAUUGUCCAACCCUGUUUGGAUCGGCCUAACAUCCACUGAUCCCUUCCUGACGGCUUUUAAAAUCUACAAAAAAUGCAAAACAUUGGGGAGGCAAGAGGAUUGCUUUGAGAAGACCUAUCACCAAUUGAAAGAUGACUGCCAAAGGUUUUGUUGUCAAUUGCUUGACCAACUUGAAUCGGAAAACGAAGUUAUUUGUUUGAUGAAAUAUGAUGAAAUAAGAGUAAAAGAAAAUGGACAUUUAUCCUUCAUAAAGUUGGCAAUUGAGUAUGAGCAGAAAGAGGUGGUUGCGCACCCUAUUCCACAGCAUGUUAUCUCAUCUCUUGUAUUUGACAAUGUACCAGGAUGGCGGACCUCAGGUCUAUUAUACAGAAUAUGUUACAUUUUUCUCGUGGCCUGUCUUUUUCCACUGACGUCUAUAAUGCAUGUUAUUGCGCCGUGUUCGGUGUUUGGUGAGUUUGUGAAGAAUCCACUUGUGAAGUUUGUCAACGGUGCAGCUUCAUUCGUCACAUUGUUAGUUCUAUUAGCAGUUAUUGCUACGUCUGAAAAAGCUGGCAUCCGAACAGGAGAAACUCCCACACCGAUUGAAGCAACCUUGUUCGUAUGGACUAUUAGUUUACUUGUUCAUGAGUUUAAACAGUUGAUAUAUCAAGGCAAGCAAGAGUAUUUUAGCAUUGGAUGGAAUUGGAUUGACAUUAGCAUGAUUACUUUAAUGCUUUGCUCGUACUUCAUGUGGACAAUCAUGUACUUUCGAAAUCCGUCACACAAAGACGAGUCCUUUAAAUUUUUUGUUAGCUUUGCGGACGGAUUUUACGCCCUGGCAAUUGUGCUGAGCUUCUUCCGUAUGGUUUACUUAUGUCAGAUCACAAGAUUUCUUGGUCUACUGCAGCUUUGUUUGGGGAGAAUGCUUCAAGUUAUUUUUCAAUUCGCCUUUAUCAGCUGUGUGGUACUGUGGUCGUUUUCUGUUGGUAUGGUGUUUUUGUUUCAUUCAUCUGGCAAGUACGAAGAGAUUGUACGAUUAGCUGACCUGAAAAAUCAAAAUCAAUCAGCCGUGCAUGAAAUGCUUAGCGGAGGCUACAACGGAUUACCUGCUACUAUGGUAACGUUAGCCUGGGCAAGUAUGAACAUGGCUAAUCUGGACAGUUUAGAAGGUCUCAAUGAUGGUACAAUGAUUCAUCUGUGGAGCUACUUUUUGUUCACUCUCUACCACGGUGUUUCCAUGAUCGUGCUGCUAAAUAUGUUGAUUGCAAUGAUGAGUAAUUCCUACCAACAAAUAGAAAACAACAUUGAAGUCGAACAUAAGUAUGCUCGUACAAAUCUUUGGCUUGAAUACAUCAGUGGUGGAAACACCCUUCCUUGUCCGUUCAAUUUAAUUCCAUCACACGAUGCUCUUAAGAAAGCCUGUCGUUUUUUCAAGUCAUUGCAUAGAAGAAGAAGUGGGAAGUGUAAGGAAUUGGAAAAUACUUCGAGAGUAAAGUCAAGAGAAGAAUACACGAAAUUAUGCAAGACACUUAUCAGUCGUUAUUUCUCUCAAGUAAAAGGGGUUUAUUUUGAUGAUAAAGAUAUACCAACAAAUUCACCAUCAAACGAAAAGUUUGUUACAAAAUUAAAGUCGAAACUAAAAGCAUGGUCAAAUUUACUUCAAACAUCAAUACCACAAGAUAUAAUCCCAGGCGCGGAGGACGGCCAUUACAACCCAUUUUUCAGUGAAAACGAUUCAAGUACAGAAAUGAAUGGACAGAAGACAAGAAAAGAAAAUAUAGAGGUGUGCAGGCUAUGAGCAGGGGGCUGCAAGCACAUACAAAUCUACAUAAAACGAACGAACGUAUUUCACCUGUAUAAACAACUUAUGCACAUGUAUGUUAUAAGCAGUUCGUAUUGCACACAUCAGAUGAAACUCACUUAAGAUAAAAAUGUAAUUUGCGCGAAUUGGAGUUUUAUCAGAUUAUUCAAUGUGAGAGUAAAAUAUUUGUUAAUUAUA